AUGAAUCGAAACAAGAAGAAAGAUGCUGACAAUCAACGAGAGCUGGACGAGAUCCUUGGCGACUACGAGAAAGAUCAUAGUGGAUUGGCCAUCCCGCAAACGAAGACUUUCGUUCGAUCCGACACCGUGAAUGCCAAUAAAGCGAUCUCCAAUGAUGCUAAAGGAAGCCUUUACAAGCCAAAUACAAACGUUUUCGACAAACUCGCCAACCAAAUGCUUUCUCAAGCUGCUACUGCUCCUCCAAAACGACCUGCAACCGGCGUUCUUGGCUUUGAAGAAGCAAAAAAAUUAGCUGCAGAAAGGGCUAGAAAAAUGAUGGAAGAAGCGGCAAAGUCAAAGAUGUUAGAAGGACCGAUCACUGUCAUUCCACCGUCAAGUCGACCCCCAAAGCCUGGAAAAAAGGCCGAACAAAUGAAAAGCAAGAUGAGCAAUUUGGAAAUGUUCAAGCUGGAACUUCAAGCACAACAACAGGAACGCGAUAAGCGAAAAGAUUUGAGAGAGCAUUUGGUGAAGAAUGUUGGUCUUGAUCUAACAGAAGUCGAUCGAAUAGCUCCACUGGUGGAAAAUCCAUACAUGCGGCCAGUAGGAGAAUUUGAUUUGGACACAGAAACGUCAAAUUUAUAUGUUUGCAAUUUGCCAUUGGAUAUUACGAUAGACGAAUUAGUCGAUAUAUUCGGAUCGUACGGACCUUUGGCGUCAGCCCGCGUUCUUUACCCCAGAAAUGAAGCUGAGAAGCUAAGAGGACAUUUAUGUGGCUUUGUCGGUUUCAUGUCACGCAUUGAUGCAGAACGUGCGAUGAGUGGCCUAAUGGGUCUCACGAUUCGCGGUGAUAUCAUCAAAUAUAGCUUUGCAAAACCGGUGCCAAUUCCGCCUCAGCCUUUCUAUGUGCCGCCACCACUGCAACAAUACAUGUUUCCCGAUCCACCGACAGGACUUCCAUUCAACGCUAAACCACGUGAAACGGAUAUGAAAGAGUACUUGGCCGAGUUCAAGACGUUGGCCGAAGUUGGUACUCUGCCGACAGACGAAAAGGCGAAGACGAAAUUCCGCAAGAUGUUGAAGAAUGCUGUCGUACGAGUAUUGAUUCCAACCGAUAGUACGAUCAUCUCUGUGAUUCAUCGAACGAUCGAGUUUGUGAUUCGGCACGGGGCUAUGUUCGAGAAAUUGUUGCUUGAUAAUGAAGGACACAAUGAAAUCUAUCAAUUUUUGUGGAACUUUCACCAUCCAGCCCACGUAUAUUAUCGAUGGAAGCUGUACUCAAUUUUGCAAGGAGAUGAGCCAUACAAGUGGAGAACUCAACGGUUCAGAAUGUAUGAAGAUGGCUCAUGGUGGGAACCUCCACAAAAGCCGGGAACGGAAUUUAGCUGUAUGCCGAGAAGUCUUUAUCACACUGCAUUUAGUAUUCCGAAAAUCGAGAAACCUGAAAUGCCUGUUAUAAAAGCCGAAGAUAUUGCUACGUCAAGGAAAAGAAAACGCAUUGAAGAGAAACGCAAGAAAGAGCUUCGACGUAAAACACGACUUCGGAGCAAAGAUCGUGAUCGUCUUGAAGAUAUUCUGCGAAAUUUGACGCCAGAGAAGCAGAAUAUUGCUAAAGCAAUGAUUUGGUGCAUCGAUCAUGCUGUUGCUGCGAAAGAAAUUGUCGACUGUGUCGUUGAAGCGUUGUCGAUUGAUGAGACUCCUUUACACAAAAAGAUUGCUCGACUUUAUCUCGUAUCUGACAUUUUGGCCAAUUCUGCUGUUCAAGUUGGACAAGUCUUCUAUUACCGCCAUUAUUUUGAGGAAGCGUUUACUAAAAUCUUUGUGGCAAUGGGCCGUGUGCUUAGCGCCAUCGGCGCAAGACUUAAAGCCGAACAAUACAAGCAGAGAGUGAUGGCUUGUUUUCAAGCAUGGGAACAGACACAGGUUUUCUCAACGACGAUGCUUAUUCACAAUCAAAAUAUUUUCCUGGGACUAAUUGAGGCACCAGAAGAAAAGAGCUCAUCGGCAAGCUCCUCUUCUGAUUCGGAUUCGGAUAAAGAACCAGUAAAGAAAAUUAAACAAGAAAUUGUCGAGGAGGAAAACGAAGAAGAUUUGGAUGGUACACCGUUGGAUCAAGUGCCACAAAGUGCUACCUCGUUUGAAACAAUUGAAGAGGAGCCAGAGAAAAAGCCACAAGGAGGGUUCAAGAAAGGAGGCUGGGCUGAGGUAGAACCGACUACCGAGCCAUCAAUACUUUCCAAGUGGGAUUAUGAGGAAGAUGAUCGGGCAGGACUUUCAAAGUGGGAAGCUGUAAGUGUUCGGCAGAGGAACGAGAAGCCUGUGGAUCCAAAAUCAACAGCGAGUCAUUCAAGUGAAGCUAUGCCCGCCUCUACGUCUCAACCAUCAGGGCAAGGAUCAAAAUGGGAUGAGCCAGAAGAUGAUGGAAUCUAUUCUCCGGGUGAAAUUGCGAGUCCCGAAAAUGAGAAAAAUGGUGAGCAAAAGCCUGAAUCGCAAGUAGUUUUGGAGAAACUAACCGCCGAAUUGAAGGGUAAAGUCGAUGCGCUAAGAAGACAACUGAUUGAAGACCAAGAUCCGGAUUGUGAACUGAUCGUUAAACGUUUCGCAAGCGAACAAAAUGAGAAAAUACAGAAGGCUGUCCUGGAAAUUGAGGCUCGUGAGACCAAAUCACGUAAAAAGGACAGAAAAGAGACCAAAAAAGAUCGUGAAAAGGAUUCUCGAUCAUCAAAGACUGUGAACAAUGAUCGAGACAAGGAACGCGAAAGAGAGAGAGACCGAGAUCGUGAAAGAGAGAAGGAUAGGGAUAGAAAGAGAUCUCGUUCAAGAAACCGAAGUAGAAGCAGAGAUCGGGACAAUAGGCGAAGUGAUAGAGACCGAGACCGGGAUCGUGGCAGGGACCGUCGUCGGAGCCGAAGCCGGAGUCGAAGUGCCGGCAGGGACCGUCGCCGUAGCCCGGAUCGUCGACGUCGA
Messenger RNA from Mesorhabditis belari, 2946 nucleotides. Lineage: Eukaryota; Metazoa; Nematoda; Chromadorea; Rhabditida; Rhabditidae. The record is from the annotation of a GenBank genome assembly.